Molecule: messenger RNA, 1685 nt
Organism: Monomorium pharaonis (pharaoh ant)
Lineage: Eukaryota; Metazoa; Arthropoda; Insecta; Hymenoptera; Formicidae
Exons: 4
Coding region: 245-1342 (365 amino acids)
Source: RefSeq, a predicted model, not a curated record
GUGGGUGCGUUCGUUUAUGCAGUAACUGCCGCAGUUGUCGUUCGUUUACUUCGUCUGCGAAAGUUACUGCGGCGCAGUUUGUCGUUCGUUUACGCAGUGAUACAUCUCAUCUGAGCAGCUACCUCGAAGGUCCUGCUUUGGAUGCUCUGCUCGCAGUACUGCAUAAACAAACGCAGUAUCACGCAGUAUUUUCAUCGUCGUAUUUUCACUUAUUUACGUGAGAUUGUGCCUGAAAAUUUAAAAAAUGUCAAGUUACUUUAUUAAAAUUGAAAAACAAAAAGGUGGAGAACAACUCCUCAAGAUUGAUCCUACAAAACUAAAAAUAAUACCAGGUGCAGGUUCUACUGCAACUAUUCCUAAUAACACGACGUCGUCUACGAUAAAUAUAGAAAAACAAGAGAAGCCUGAAUUUGAUAAGAAUUUGGAUCCGUCAUUACUUUCUCAAAAUGUCUUGUGUACACCGUCAAUUUUUCCAAGGCUUUUAUCCGAAUCAACUUCACCAGUAGUCCAAGGUUUGGACAAUUGUAAAGUUUUUCGUUUGGUCGAUUUGAAUACAACGACAACUUCGGGUCCUCAAUCUGCUAUUCCAUCAACGAUAACUUCUGAACUUCCAUUUUUCACUGUUCCAUCAACUGUCACACUUUCACAAAGUUCUACGGAUGAUAUGGAUAAUAUGGGAGGGUCAUGUCCAAAAAAACUAAAAAUGGAAAAAUGUUCAUCAUCAGCGGAAGGUGUUUCUAAAGAAAACUGGACAGAAGCAGAGAUACAGCUUUUACUUGAGCAACGACUCAAUAUGAAUCAUAAAUUUGAAAACCCAAACACACGAAAGACACCAUAUUGGAAUAUAAUAGUUAAAAGUUUUCAAGAAAAGGGUUACAAUGUAAAAGCAAGUGAUUUAAUAAACAAAUGGAAAAAUCUCCAAGUUACUUACAAUCGGAAUGUAAGUAAACUGAAAAGAACGGGCGAAAGUGCUAUUACUUGGAAAUACUUUGAACAAAUGCAUGAAAUUUUUGCGGAGAAGAAAAGUGUAAAUCCUGUAGAAGCAUCACUAGGUUCAACUUUCAAACCAAAGACACUUACCUUGUCAGAGGAUGAAUCAACUGAUGUAUGUAAGGAAAAUAUAGAUGUUAAAGAAAAUAUUUUACCAAAAGAGAGAAAAAGAGAACAAUCAAAGAAAACGCGAUUUCAAGAAGAAAUGUUACAACUCUUGAAAGAAAAAAAAUCACAAUCAUUAAAACUCAAAAAAGAGAUUUGGGAAGAUAAGAAAAAGAUUGCUACAAGUAAAAUUGAAGCGAUUAAUAAUCUUAUUGCUGUCUUAAAAGAUGAAAAGAAAACCGCCUAACAUAAAAUGAUAUUUUACAAAGUCAAGUAUGAUCUCCUUAAGUUUUUUAUUUAUUUUCGUUUAUGUUUUUGUUUGUCUUAUUUUAAUAAAAUAUUUAUGUUUUAUAUAAGACAAAUGUUACACUCUUACAAUAUUAAGAUAUUUCUUAUAUUUUUUAUUAAGUAAAAAAUAAUAUUCGGUUAUUAAUAGAAUUAUUGUUUUAUAUAAAAACAUUUAUAUGUAUAUUCGUAUGUUUCUAAUAUAAUACAUUUUAUGCUUAAUUAAAAGUAAUAUAAUACUCAUUAUUCGUUUGUGAUGUACCUGUGAUGUACUUCAAAGUAAAAUAAACAAAUAUCAAAUAUUA